Linum trigynum is the source of this 3104-nucleotide messenger RNA. The record is from the annotation of a GenBank genome assembly. Lineage: Eukaryota; Viridiplantae; Streptophyta; Magnoliopsida; Malpighiales; Linaceae.
UAACCAUCGCAACUUCCAAACGACCCCCUUAAUUUAUUUUUAUUGCAACUAAAUCUGUUCAAUUUGAUUACACAAUCAUCAUUUCCAUCCCCAGACCUAAUGGUAGGUAUUAAAACAACAAUUAUAUGUGUCAUACGAACAUUCCACAUUAGCACAGUUGUUAAGUCAUCUUCUUUUAAAUGUGUGUCAUGCUUUUUUUCUCUCUUUCUUUUAUCCCACUAAAAUUAAAAACGCUCUCUCAUCUCUCUAACCCUUCCUCCUUCCUAUAUUUGUAAGGGGCUCUCGUCGGUGACUCCAGCUGUCGGCGGCGGCCCUCCCCUCUUUUGUGCGUUUUUUUUCUUUGUUGUUUCCUUUCAGAAUGUCCAGCCUUUGUUUGGCAUUUUCCUCCUCUUUGUGGUUGUUCCUCCCCCUCUAUGGGUUGAGUUUUUGUUUCCUUCGAUCUGAUUUUUUCAAAUCUGGAGAUGACUCGUGCUUAGAUGCAAAGGAGGUUGGUUUGUUUGCAUCCAUAUUGUCUCUUCUUCCUCAUGCCCUUCAUCUACCUUCUUGCUUCACCUUCCAGAUCUAGGUGUUUCGGAGAUUAGUUGUUGGCUUGGACUCGGUUUGAAGAUCUUGGAGACAGAAGUUCUUUCUCAUGGCUCCAUCAUCAGUCGUCCUUUCGACUUCAAGGCUUUGGGCGCUCAUGGUCGCCGAGGUUCAGAGGGAGUUUGGUCCGACGAGGGUUGGUUUGGAGGAGGCUAUGAUUUUUCUCCACUUUUCUCCGCUCGGGAUGGUGGUUUCAGCUCCCUCCGUCGACACUUGCUCUGGCGGUGGAGGAGAUGCGGCCAGAGGCUCCAUCGGCGAUGGUGGCCAUUGAGAGGCAUAUGUUGCUAGGGUUUGAAUGGAAAUCUUUUGUUUGGGAUCCUUUAUUUGGCCCCCAUUGGGUAUCCAACCAGUUUUGGGGCUUUGGGCUCGAGAUUUUUUUGUUUCCUUGGUUGUUGUAUGUGUUGAUCUUUCCUUUGGGUCUGGCCCAUUUGCAAUCUAAUUGAACCAUAUUAAAAAAAAACCAUCUUCUUCUCUUUUUCUCAUUUCGGGAAAAGGAUAUCUUGUUUUGCUUGUUUGCUCAAGCCUAUGUAUGAAAGAGGGGAUUCGAAGUGUUCGGCCCGCCCUCCCUUUUCCACCUUCAUUUUAUUCUUCCGCCCUUUUUCCACCGGUGGUAGCAAUGACUACGAAGGCACGAGGAGAGGUAGCAGCUCCACCUUCAACCUUCGAAGCUACCAGAGGACACUGGCGCUGGAUUCUCCGAUCUGUUCUUCAACAAAAGGCUAGUGUCAGCGACUUUGACUUGCAGGGGGUAUAAGUAGUCCUUCAAUCUCUUUUAUCCAAAAACACUACCUGUAAUCGUAGAACGCGUAUCUAACAUUUGUCUCUCUCAUAAACCAGUCUAGUGUCAUCUUCUUAUUCAAUCAUGAAAAUGGUGAAAGUGGUCAAGGUUCAUAAGUUGGGCAACCCUGAGGUAAGAUGAAUGGAUCGGGAUGAUGUGCGUUAUAGAGAGUAGUGUAGCACUACGAGGAUUCUUAGUGUACAAGGGAUUUUACAUCUAUUUCUUCUUGGUUGUAUUGAUAUUGUUUACUAUCUAGGUUAUAAAAUGCGUGUGGGACGCUCUCCCCAAAUUUUAGACUAAAAAAUGUUUGCAAAAAUGUGUUCUAGUUUGAAAAAUGAGUGUUCUCAUGUGAACGACAAUCGGGCAUAGUGUUUGAGUUAAGUAGUCAAAUGGCUUUUCUCUUGGUCGGGAGUGCCAUUUAAGGAUGUGCCAUGAGACCCCAUUCUCCUUACACCGCUCCUCCUCGCGCACUUGUAUGAGAGGAGAUAGUGUGCCUCUGCGCAAGUCAAGAGACCUCAGCUCUCGUUCGUACCUCACAUGUAUGGAAACCCGUCGAUCGUUGAGAUGGGAGUGCAGGAUGGGAAUUGAUGCUUGAGAGAGAGGAAUAACGUCAAACGCUUAACCUUUUACAUUAUUCCAUCCUCUCAACCACCACUUUCCCCAAAUGAGGCUUAGACACAAAGUCGAUGUACUUUUUCUCUUAGCUGCGAGGGAGAGACGCCUUGUUUACAAAAAUGCAAAAAAUGGUGCCAUUUUUGGCAAUGCAAAAUUGAGGCUCAAAGUUUGAAUCCUCUAUUGAAAAAAAUAAUAAGAGCGCCACCAAUGAGACAUUGCAUUCUAAUGUUUUCUUGAGAGUCCCCCGUGCACACCUAAAAUGUAUAAACCUCCUUAAUUGGCAUGAUCCUCAUCCGGGAGUUUGUGUUGUCACAAAGAGAUGAAAGUAAUGCUCACUCGACCCUGAUUACUCUUGAAAGUGCAACUGAAUAGAUAUAAGCAAGAAGAUAAAGGUAAACUAACAACUCAGCGGUUUUCGACUAGUUACCGAGGUUCCCUAGCAAUGACGCCAAAAAGAUUGAUCGUCCCCGUACGGGUCAUUGUGAGUUGUUUGCACGGUCUAAAUAACUACCCCAUCCCGAGCCGAGUUUAACUCGAGAUGGCGUUGUUAUAUAGCGGUGCCCAAAGUCGUAUUCCACGGGUUUCGGUAUCCUGGCUUACUUUCCGCUUUAUUCUUAUCUAACCGAUCGAUUUUUAGGUUGGCUUUGGAGGUUUUGAUUGAAUUACUAAUAGAGGUUUAAACAGAGAUAAAGGCAGGUUGACUAACUAUGUUGGGUUUAUUGAUAUGGUGCAUGAGCUCUCUAAUCUUGUGUGCCUUCGUCGUUAUCCCACGCCUUCGAGUUCGCCCCCCCAAGACCCAUUGUCACCUCAGUCAAGGUUCACGUAUCUGGAGCAUUACAAAUUUGGCUCAUUUCAAUAGGUUCUACCUAUCGUGCACACUAAAGAUCGGAUAUGUACGCUUGCGAACCUCUAGAGCCUCGGCUAGGAAGGUGUUCUUGCAUAAGAGAUAUGAUCGCCUCGUCAACUACAAGACCCUAAAAUCAUUCAUCUUCCCUUAAUCUGCUAGUUGGCGCUACCUAGUCUAAUCCUACAACUCCGACCUAGCGAUGGCUCAGUUGCAGGCUAAUAUGGAAGAGUAGAGAGAAUUACCCAAGCAUAAUCAAAGCAUAAAUGAAGCGAUAAAAUCACU